ACACCCCAGCGCCCGCGGUCCCUUUAAGAGGCCCCGGCCUUCCUUCCGCGCGCCGCCGCCAUGGCCGCGCAGCAGCUGGAGGAGAAGCUGACCUGCUCCAUCUGCCUGGAGCUCUACAAGGAGCCGGUGACGCUGCUCUGCGGCCACAACUUCUGCGGGGCCUGCAUCCGGGACUGGGGGGGCCGCUGCGAGAAGGUGUGCCCCGAGUGCCGGGAGCCCUUCCCGGACGGCGCCGAGCUGCGCCGCAACGUGGCUCUGAGCGGCGUGGUGGAGGAGCUGCGCGGCACGCCCGGCCCCUGCCCCGAUCCCGGCCCCGGCGCGCGCUGCCCCCGGCACGGCCGGCCGCUCGAGCUCUUCUGCCGCACCGAAGGCCUCUGCGUGUGCUGCGUGUGCACCGUGCGUGAGUGUCGCCUCCACGAGAGGGUGCUGCUGGACGCCGAGCGCCGGGCGCGCGAGGCCCAGCUGAGAGCCACGCUGGAGGUCACCCAGCAGCAGGCCGCCCAGGCCAAGAGGCAGCUACAGGAGCUGCAGCAGCGAAGCAGCCAGAUCCAGAACUCAGCCUGCACCCUGAGCUCCGUGGUCUCUGGCAAGAUCAGCCGCCUGCUGCAGGCCCUGGAGUUGCGGCGGGCCAGGGCUCUGAGGGACAUCAGUGUGGCCAAGACCCAGGCCCUGGAGCAGGCUGAGGGGGAGAAACAGCGCCUGCAGGGCCACCUGGAGGCCGUGUCUCUCUGUGGUCACAGGACUCGCCACCUCCUGGAGCAUCUGGAUGACCAGACCUUCUUCCAGGAAUCACAGCAACUGGUGCCCCCAGGCCCUCUCGGGCCACUGACUCUCCCACAGUGGGACGAAGAUCAGCAGCUGGGCAGUCUGAAGGAGACACUGAGCCAGCUGUGUGCCCUCCUCCUGGAAGAGGGGGCUCACCCCGGAGGACCAGCUGAGGCUGCUGACUUGGGCUCCGUGGAGGCCCCAGGUCCCCUGGCACCAGUCCUGAGCCCCGUGUGUCCACUGAGGAGGAGACUCUGGCAGAAUUAUCGCAACCUGACCUUCGACCCUGUCAGCGCCAACCGCCACCUCUGCCUGUCUCAGCAGGACCAGCGGGUAAAGCACCUUCUAAAGCCCCGGGGCCCAGACAGGCCAGGCAGCUUCGAGCUCUGGCAGGUGCAGUGUGUCCAGAGCUUCCAGGCCGGGCAGCACUACUGGGAGGUGCGUGCGUCCAGCCACUCGGUGACGCUGGGUGUCGCCUACUCGGAACUGACGAGGCGCAGGCAGGGGCCCCACACGGACAACAUCGGCCGCGGGCCCAGCUCCUGGGGCCUCUGCGUUCAGGAGGACUGCACCCAGGCCUGGCACGACGGGAAGGCCCGGCGCCUCCCGGCCGUGUCAGGGCGGCUCCUGGGCGUGGAUUUGGACAUGGCCUCUGGCUGCCUCACCUUCUACAGCCUGGAACCCAAGACCCAACCCCUGCACACCUUCCAUGCCAUCUUCACCCGGCCCCUCUACCCCAUUUUCUGGCUCCUCGAGGGUCGGACCCUGACCUUGUGCCAUCAGCCCGAGGCCACCCUCCCUCCGGGGCUCCGGGAAGCGGCCUCGGGACUCAGCUGAGGAAAGCAAGGGAUGAGUGCCACCCACCCUGGUGACCCGGUGCCUCCAUUCCCGUGGGCCCCAGAACUGCCCCAGCUGCUCCCCUGGGGACCUGAGGCCACAGCUCUGAUGGGACCAGUUGUUGGCUGGAAGACCGACUCAGGAGCCGGCUGGGCCACGUGGAGAGAGAGGCGGGAGGAAGCCUCCAAGCUGGAGUUCCCCUUCCCCUCCUCUCUGAAGGGGGCGGGGCUCAAGGGAGGAAGAUGGGAGCCCAGUUCUAGGGCUGCCUGGAUCUCAGAGGACCGCGCGGUGCCCAGGUCCCGCGGGGGCGCGCACGCAGCGCAGGACGCACCACAGCGGGACGGAGUCACUCGCCGGACGACACCAGCUUACCUCCUGCCGAGACAGUGUAGGCCUCGGAGCAGAGGGUUCCUGGAGGCAAUCUUGAGAAGGUUGAUUUUUACCUUCUCCCUCCUCAUCUCUUUUCUAUUUUCCUUCACAUUUUGGUGAAGGAGAUAGUUUCGUCUUCUCUUUUACUUUGUACAUUCUGUGCUCAUAUUCUAUAAACAAUUGUGUUUUUCUGCA
Dama dama (fallow deer) is the source of this 2166-nucleotide messenger RNA. RefSeq names its product tripartite motif containing 65 (gene TRIM65). Gene Ontology annotation, molecular function: zinc ion binding; protein binding. The coding region runs from base 61 to 1602 and encodes 513 amino acids. NCBI's taxonomy places the organism in Eukaryota, Metazoa, Chordata, Mammalia, Artiodactyla, Cervidae. The record is from RefSeq and is a predicted model, not a curated record. Gene Ontology annotation, biological process: positive regulation of autophagy. The transcript has 6 exons.